UGCUUGGCAACCGUCAAAAAACAGGAAGAAGAAAACAGCAGCGUAGAAGAAGAAAAACGAUGGAAACUGUUUUUCCGGAAGGAAGAGGCGUAUUUGUGUGUUUUAAUCGAAAGCAGUGUGAGCGGACUCUUCAGUUUUAGCCACAGUUAGCCCGGUGGCUAACAUCCUAUAGAUCGAACAGAGAGAGGCGGAAGUCUGUUUUUUUCUUUGUCCAUCGUUGACAGCGCAGCUCCGUGAGGGAUGUGGAGGAUAACUGCACAAGCCUGCUGGGUUCUGCUGUCCAUCUGCUUUCUGGGGAACUUAGUUUUUGGUUGGUUUCAACAGAACAGCGGGAGACCCCAAACGCAGCACAACGAGCAGCAGAGCAGCGAGUCGGACAGUGCGGAUCAGAGCUGCCUCUGUCAUCUCACAGGAGUUCUCGAUGACUGCUUCUGUGAUGUUGAAAGCAUUGACGUUUUCAACAACUUCAAGAUUUAUCCUCGCAUCAAGAAACUGGCAGAGAGAGAUUACUUCAGAUACUACAAGGUGAACCUGAAGCGUCCAUGUCCUUUCUGGCCCGAUGAUGGACAUUGCUCCAUCAAAGACUGCCAUGUGGAGCCCUGCCCAGAGAGUAAAGUUCCUAUUGGCAUUAAGUCUGGAAAUUACAACAAGUACUCCCAGGCAGCCAACACAAUGUCGGACGAGACUGAGUGUGAGCAGGCCAAUAAGCUCGGCGCCAUCAACAGCACCCUGAGUAACCAGAGCAAAGAGGCCUUCGCUGAUUGGGCGAGACACGAUGAUGCUCAGGAUCACUUUUGUGAGCUAGACGAUGAAACCUCUCCAGAUGCAGAGUAUGUGGAUCUGCUGCUGAAUCCAGAGCGAUACACCGGCUAUAAAGGGGCUUCUGCAUGGAGGGUUUGGAACAGCAUCUAUGAGGAAAACUGCUUCAAACCCAGAUCAGUGUACCGACCUCUGAACCCUUUGGCUCCCAGUAGAGGAGACGAUGAUGGGGAAGGCUUUUACAAGUGGCUGGAAGGCUUGUGUUUGGAAAAAAGAGUUUUCUACCGACUUAUCUCGGGCCUCCACAGCAGCAUCAACAUCCACCUGUGUGCAGAGUUCUUGCUGGACGAGGGCUGGGGCCGCCCGGCGUGGGGCCCAAACAUCCAGGAGUUUCGCCGCCGCUUCGACACGGCGGAGACGAAGGGCGAGGGCACGAGGCGGCUGAAGAACCUCUACUUCCUGUACCUCAUAGAGCUGCGCGCUCUCUCCAAGGUGGCGCCAUACUUUGAGCGAGCGAUCGUCAACCUGUACACUGGAAGCUCUGAGGAGGACGGAGAAACCAAAGAGCUGCUGCUGCAGAUUUUUAAUGAGAUCAAAAGUUUCCCAAUGCACUUUGAUGAAAAGUCCAUGUUUGCCGGACACAAAAUAGAGGCCAAGACUUUAAAGGAGGAAUUCCGGCUCCAUUUCAAAAACAUUUCCCGGAUUAUGGACUGCGUGGGCUGCAGUAAGUGUCGGCUCUGGGGAAAGCUGCAGACUCAGGGUCUGGGCACGGCUCUGAAGAUCCUCUUCUCUGAAAAGGAGAUCCAGAGCUUAUCAGAACACAACCCGUCGAAGGGCUUCCAGCUCAGUCGGCAGGAAAUAGUGGCUUUAAUGAACGCCUUCGGCAGGUUGUCCACCAGUAUAUGUCAGCUGCACAACUUCCGCCUGAUGUUGAAGGAGAAGAGGUAACAGAGGAAGACGCUCCGGCCCAGAUGACGAUGAUGAUGGGAGUCACCUCGGCAACGUUUUCCCAAAAUCAAAACAUAAAUUUUUUUUUUCAUCCUGCUAAACCUUGACUUUGAUUUUUGCUGUUGAGCUUUUCAGGUUUUUUCUUUUUUUUCUCUCCCCAAAACCCUCGGAUGGAUCGUUGUGACAUUUGUUGCUUCGCAGGAUGAAUUUCCUCUCCUGUUCCUGCAGAUGUCUGAGGACAAGAUGGACGCCCCCACCCACAUACUGCUUAUUGCACUUCAUGUUUGAGUUCCUCCUCACAUGAAUCAGCUGAAGUCUGCUGACUUUUACCAAAUUCGGACGCCUGAUUUAAUGGGCCCCAACAAAGCUUUGUGCUCUUACAGUAGCGUGUGUUUAUGCCACAGCUUGGACGAAAUUCUCUGCUGGAUGUUUCCACUUCUUAUGCUUCUGUUUGGUAGCUUCCUGCAACUUCCUUUCCUCCUAAAGCCUCAGCUGCUGAAUUUGAAAAUUAGGGCGAGGUAGUCCUCUGGCUCCCAUUUAUGCUAAUGUUUUGCAGCUUGUAUCGUAUCAGAUCACGAUGAACAUGACGGCUUGACGGCAGGGCUGGGCAAUGAAUCAAAUGUUUGAGUUUCUUUUAGGUUUCAUAUUUCAGUCAUAUUACCAUGCAGAGUCUUGCUUGACUUACAGCUUUGAUAUCUUUUGGGUUUUGAAUUCAGAACAAAUCUAUGUCAAAGUAUUUGGGUCAGUUUUUUUAUUAUUUAUGAGAAUAAAGCCAUAAUAUUACAAGAAUAAAGUCAUAUGACAAUAUAGUCGUAAUA
Messenger RNA from Poecilia reticulata (guppy), 2525 nucleotides. It is a transcript of the gene ero1b, whose product is annotated as endoplasmic reticulum oxidoreductase 1 beta. Gene Ontology annotation, biological process: protein folding in endoplasmic reticulum. NCBI's taxonomy places the organism in Eukaryota, Metazoa, Chordata, Actinopteri, Cyprinodontiformes, Poeciliidae. Gene Ontology annotation, cellular component: endoplasmic reticulum; endoplasmic reticulum membrane. The record is from RefSeq and is a predicted model, not a curated record. Gene Ontology annotation, molecular function: FAD binding; thiol oxidase activity; protein-disulfide reductase activity.